Molecule: messenger RNA, 1521 nt
Organism: Elephantulus edwardii (Cape elephant shrew)
Lineage: Eukaryota; Metazoa; Chordata; Mammalia; Macroscelidea; Macroscelididae
Gene: DUSP8
Product: dual specificity phosphatase 8
Exons: 7
Coding region: 1-1521 (506 amino acids)
Biological process (GO): protein dephosphorylation; negative regulation of MAPK cascade
Cellular component (GO): cytoplasm
Molecular function (GO): protein tyrosine/threonine phosphatase activity; MAP kinase tyrosine/serine/threonine phosphatase activity
Source: RefSeq, a predicted model, not a curated record
AUGGCUGGGGACCGACUCCCACGGAAGGUGAUGGAUGCCAAGAAGCUGGCCAGCCUGCUGCGUGGUGGGCCUGGGGGGCCGCUGGUCAUCGACAGCCGCUCUUUCGUGGAGUACAACAGCUGGCACGUGCUCAGCUCUGUCAACAUCUGCUGCUCCAAGCUGGUGAAGCGACGGCUGCAGCAGAGUAAGGUCACCAUCGCUGAGCUUGUCCAGCCGGCCUCCCGCAGUCAGGUGGAGUCAGCGGAGCCGCAGGACGUCGUGGUCUAUGACCAGAGCACCCGGGACGCUAGCGUGCUGGCUGCAGACAGCUUCCUCUCCCUCCUGCUCAGCAAGCUGGACCGCUGCUUCGACAGCGUGGCCAUCCUCACAGGGGGCUUCGCCACCUUCUCCUCUUGCUUUCCUGGCCUCUGCGAGGGCAAGCCAGCCACCCUGCUUCCCAUGAGCCUCUCCCAGCCCUGCCUGCCUGUGCCCAGCGUGGGCCUGACCCGCAUCCUGCCUCACCUCUACCUGGGCUCCCAGAAAGACGUCCUGAACAAGGACCUGAUGACCCAGAAUGGAAUAAGCUAUGUCCUCAACGCCAGCAACUCGUGCCCCAAGCCUGACUUCAUCUGCGAGAGUCACUUCAUGCGCAUCCCCGUUAAUGACAACUACUGUGAAAAGCUGCUGCCCUGGCUGGACAAGUCCAUCGAGUUCAUCGAUAAAGCCAAGCUGUCCAGCUGCCAAGUCAUCGUACACUGUCUGGCUGGCAUCUCCCGCUCGGCCACCAUUGCCAUCGCUUACAUCAUGAAGACCAUGGGCAUGUCCUCUGACGACGCCUACAGGUUCGUGAAGGACCGGCGACCGUCCAUUUCACCCAAUUUCAACUUCCUGGGCCAGCUGCUGGAGUAUGAGCGCAGCCUGAAGCUGCUGGCUGCCCUGCAAGGCGAUGGGGCCCCCUCCCCAGGGACCCCGGGCCCCCUCCUGGGCCCUCCGCCCCCUCUGCCUCCGCUGCCACCACCUACCUCAGAGAGCACCGCCGCCGCCCGAGAGGGCUCCCCCCCAGCGCCCGCCGCCCCAGCCACGAGCGCGCUGCAGCAGGGCCUGCGCGGCCUGCACCUCUCCUCCGACCGCCUGCAGGACACCAACCGCCUCAAGCGGUCCUUCUCACUGGACAUCAAGUCGGCCUACGCACCGAGCCGGCGGCCCGAGGGCCCCGCCGCCCCCGAUCCCGGAGAGGCCCCCAAGCUCUACAAGCUGGACAGCCCCGGAGGCGCGCUGGGCCUGCCCUCGCCCGGAGCCGACAGCCCCGACUUGACGCCGGAGGCGCGCCCUCGGGGCGCCCCGAACGCGCGCGGGGAGCCCCGGGACGCGCGGACCGGCUGGCCGGAGGAGCCGGCCCCGGAGACGCAGUUCAAGCGGCGCAGCUGCCAGAUGGAGUUCGAGGAAGGCAUGGUGGAAGGGCGCGCGCGGGGUGAGGAGCUGGCGGCCCUGGGCAAGCAGGCCAGCUUCUCGGGCAGCGUGGAGGUCAUCGAGGUGUCCUGA